Populus euphratica (Euphrates poplar) is the source of this 3262-nucleotide messenger RNA. RefSeq names its product receptor-like protein 12. The coding region runs from base 20 to 3028 and encodes 1002 amino acids. Lineage: Eukaryota; Viridiplantae; Streptophyta; Magnoliopsida; Malpighiales; Salicaceae. The transcript is spliced from 2 exons. The record is from RefSeq and is a predicted model, not a curated record. Gene Ontology annotation, molecular function: protein binding.
UUCAGCUAUAACAAGGUAUAUGCUACGGGGUUCAAUGAGUUCAAUGCCUGUUAACAUUCUUCUCCUUUCCUUGCUCCUUGUAGUAAGUGUUAGUCUUUGCUUCAGCUAUGGAAGCUUUACUCAGGGUUGCAGCCAGAUUGAGAGAGAUGCCCUUUUAAAGUUCAAGCAUGAUCUCAAAGAUCCUUCAAACCGUCUUGCUUCUUGGGCUGGUUUUGGAGGUGAUUGUUGCGCUUGGCGUGGAGUCAUUUGUGACAAUGUAACUGGCCAUGUCAUUGAGCUCCGUCUAAGAAGUAUUUCUUUCGAAGACUAUCUUGCUUCUUCUAGUGGUGCUUCCACUCAAUAUGAAGAUUAUCUGAAGUUAAUCUUGAGUGGUAGGAUCAAUCCUUCAUUGGUCAGCUUGAAGCAUUUGAGGUACUUAGACCUACGGAACAAUGACUUUGGAGGAGCUCAAAUUCCCAAAUUCAUUGGCUUGAUAGGGAGCUUGAAACACCUUGACCUUUCUGAUGCUGGGUUUGCAGGUAUGAUUCCUCACGAACUAGGAAAUCUCUCAGAUCUUCACUACCUUAAUCUCCAUGAUUAUUAUUCCCAGUUCAACGUUGAGAAUUUAAAUUGGCUCUCUCAACUUUCUUCACUAGAAUUUCUUGAUUUAAGUCUUGUGCAUCUUGGUAACGUUUUUAAUUGGUUAGAGGUGAUAAACACACUCCCUUCUUUGGUAGAAUUACGUUUGUCAUAUUGCCAACUUCCUCCCGUUCCCCCAAUUCUCUACGUUAACUUUUCAUCCCUUUCUAUUCUUGAUUUGUCAUCCAACUAUGUUGAUGAAUCUGCAAUUUCCAUGCUAAACUUUCCUAGAUGGGUUUCUCAUCUUAAAACUCUUCUUUCUCUUAACCUGGCAAAUAAUAAUUUUCAAGGUCCAAUCCCGAAUGUUCUUCAAAACUCGACGUUACUUAAGGCACUUGAUUUAUCUAUCAAUCACUUCAGUUCUUCUAUACCCGAAUGGUUGUAUGGUUUCAACCAGCUUAAGCUCCUCAAUCUUCGAUCCAACAACUUGCAGGGUGUUGUUUCAAGUGCCAUCGGAAACAUGACCUCCUUGAUUAGCCUUGACUUGUCAUUAAAUCAUGAGCUCAAAUUCGAAGGAGGAAUUCCGGGAUCAUUCAAAAAACUUUGCAAUUUGAGGACACUGUCCUUGUCAAACGUUAAACUGAACCAAGAUAUGGCUGAGGUCCUUGAAGUGCUGUUAGGAUGUGUUUCGGAAGAGGUUGAGUCAUUAGACUUGUCUGGUUGUCUAUUAUUUGGUCAGUUGACCAACCAUCUUGGGAAAUUUAGGAAUCUAGCUUACCUUGGUCUAAGGUCUAAUUCAAUUUUAGGUCCAAUUCCAAUGGCUUUAGGAGAAUUAGUGUCCUUAAGAAGUCUUCACCUCUCCGAUAAUAAGUUGAAUGGAACUCUUCCAAAAUCUUUUGGGGAGCUUACGAAGUUGGAAGAGAUGGAUAUUUCUCAUAAUUCAUUUCAGGGUGAAGUUUCUGAAGUUCACUUUGCAAACCUCAAAAAAUUGAGAAACUUUUCUGCUGCCGGAAACCAGCUGAAUUUGAGAGUAAGUCCUGAUUGGAUUCCUCCUCAACUUGUGUUCAUUGAUUUGAGAUCUUGGAAUGUUGGGCCUCAAUUCCCCAAGUGGGUUCGUCCACUUGAGCAUUUGUCCUAUUUGGAUAUCUUUAACUCGAGUAUUUCAAGUACUAUUCCUAUUUGGUUCUGGACCAUGUCAUUUCGAAUGGAGUAUUUAAAUCUCUCCCACAAUCAAAUCCAAGGAGUGAUUCCCAGUAAACUCAAGCUUGAUUUUACAGCUUCCUACCCUUUAGUCGACUUGAGCUCGAAUCAUUUCAAGGGUCCAUUACCAAGUAUAUUCUCUAAUGUGGGUGCAUUAGAUCUCUCCAACAAUUCAUUUUCAGGUUCCAUGCUCAACUUCUUAUGCCAUAAGAUAGAUGAGUUGAAGAAUGUGCAAGUUCUUAACCUCGGAGAGAAUCUUUUAUCUGGAGAGAUACCAGAUUGUUGGUCGAGCUGGCAAUAUUUGGUGGCGAUAAAAUUGAGCAACAACAAAUUCAGUGGCAACAUUCCUGAUUCCGUAGGAGCUUUGAGCUUGCUUGAGUCAUUGCACAUUCGCAACAGCAGCCUAUCAGUCGGAAGCAUGCCAGCGUGGAUUGGAAAGAGGUUCUCAAGCAUGGUUGUCCUCAACAUGCGAGCAAACAAGUUUCGUGGCCGCAUACCGAGAGAGCUAUGCAAUCUAGCUUCUUUACAAAUCCUGGACCUUGCUCAUAAUCGCCUCUCGUGGAGUAUACCAACUUGUUUCAAUAAACUCAGUGCCAUGGCUACAAGAAACGAUUCUCUUGGAAAGAUUUAUUUGGACAGUGGAUCGUCUACCUUUGACAAUGUGCUUCUUGUGAUGAAAGGAAAAGUUGUCGAGUACAGCACUAUUCUUAAAUUCGUAAGGAGCAUAGACCUUUCCAGCAAUGCUUUAUGUGGGGAGAUUCCUGAGGAAGUUACUCGUCUCGGUGAAUUACAAUCUUUGAAUCUAUCACAAAAUUCUUUGACAGGAAGAAUUCCUGAAGGCAUAGGUUCCAUUCGAUAUUUGGAAUCCAUGGAUUUUUCUGUAAACCAACUUUCUGGCGAAAUCCCUCAAAGCAUGUCAGAUCUGACCUUUCUAAGCCAUUUGAACUUAUCCGAUAAUAGACUACGGGGAAGAAUUCCUUCAGGUACUCAAUUACAAAGCUUUGGUCCAUCUAGUUUCAGUGGCAACGAGCUCUGUGGACCUCCACUCUCCAAGAAUUGCAGCGUGGAUAACAAGUUUCAUGUUGAGCAUGAAAGGGAAGAGGAUGGCAAUGGACUCAAGGGUAGGUGGUUCUAUGUGAGCAUGGUACUAGGUUUCAUUGUGGGAUUCUGGGGUGUAGUCGGUCCUUUAAUGUUUAAUAGACGGUGGAGAUACGUAUAUUAUCAUUUCUUGGACAGAUUGAGAGACCAAAUUUGGUGGCGUUUCAUGUAAUAAAUAACAUAUACGUAUAUAUGUAUGUAUCAACAAGUGUUUGUAGCGUAGACUAAGUAUGCGUGUGUUUUACCAUUUCAUGUAUUAUCUAGAUCAUAAAUCUUUUGUAAUUUUGUAAGCUUUUAUUUUACAUCAUAAAAGUUUAAGUCGAACGUGGUUUUUUUACCUCUAUAUUAAUUAGAGGGUUUUCCACGUAAAUAAAUAAAUGGUGUUUUUAUUUCACUAUUAUUAGAA